CGUUCAUUCUGUGGGCUGAAAAUGAAUGCAUGCACCGUUCUUCUGCUCUUCUGCCUGGGCUCCAUCACUGGGUCUACUGGGAGCGCCAUCGUCGGUGGGAAAGUUGUGAAGCCUCAUUCCAGACCCUACAUGGCGUCACUCCAGACGGUGAAAUUCGGUCACAUAUGUGGAGGGUUUCUGAUUCGAGAGGACUUUGUUUUAACGGCAGCGCACUGCAGAAACUCUGAGAAUUUGAUGGUGGUUCUGGGAGCACACAACAUAAAAAAGAAAGAGUCGAGUCAACAGAAGAUCCCAGUGGCCCAGUACUUUAAACAUCCAGAUUAUAAGAAGAACCAAUACCAUGAUGACAUCAUGCUCCUGAAGUUAAAAACCAAAGCUAAACUGAAUAAGUACGUUCAGCCCAUUCGACUACCGAGGAAAGACGGAAAGAUUCCGGCCGUCAUUAAAUGUUCGACUGACGGAUGGGGACUGACCACAGCGAACGGAGCAGUGGGCUCAGAUGUGCUGAAGGAGGCCACGGAGAGGCUGCAGUUCAACCAGGAGUGUGGCAGCGAACGAAAAUGGAGCAAAUACUUCAAUGAAACCACCAUGCUCUGCACCACAUUUAACAAGAAAACUGGAGGGAUCUGCCAGGGGGACUCUGGUGGACCACUAGUCUGCAACAAGACCCCUCAAGGUAUCACAGCCUUUACUGCUGAGAAACAGUGUGAUAAUCCCAAGUACCCUCAUGUCUUCACUAAAGUCUCCUUCUACAUUCCCUGGAUUAAACAAAUGAUGAAGAGAUACGGGAAUGUUGAGUGAACCACCUUCACUUUCUGAUCAUAUGAACCUUUAUUCACUUUAUUUAACUGCAUUACACGAAAAACAUCAUUAGAAAAGGCUGUAUUAAGAAAAAGUAAUUCACUAAGUUUGUAUAUGUGAAUGAUUUUAAUGUGCAAAAGCCUAAUUAAGUCUGUUAUCAGAAGCUGGAGGAGGGGUUAUUUAGCUGGAUGUAAGCCCCCUGCCCUGUAAGAAUAAAGUGUUCUUCAUUCCUUUUGGCAGAAUCAGUCUGUGUUUUGUCUCUUUCAUGGUUUUAGAAUACAAUUUUUUUUCUACAUUUGAGUUUUAAGAUAACUGCAAAUUAAAGUCACAGAAUGCAUGUUGAGCAGAUUUUUAAUUAA
Molecule: messenger RNA, 1160 nt
Organism: Sphaeramia orbicularis (orbiculate cardinalfish)
Lineage: Eukaryota; Metazoa; Chordata; Actinopteri; Kurtiformes; Apogonidae
Product: granzyme E-like
Exons: 5
Coding region: 22-801 (259 amino acids)
Biological process (GO): proteolysis
Molecular function (GO): serine-type endopeptidase activity
Source: RefSeq, a predicted model, not a curated record